GGGAUGGGCCGGCGAGCUCGGUGGCCGCGGCGGCGGGGGCGGCGGGAGCGGCGGGGCCGGGCGGCGGCGGCCUGAGGGGGCCGGGCCGGGGCCGGAGCCGCCAUGAACGCCUCGGUGGUGAAGCGCACGCAGGACGCUCUGGGGAAGGUGAUCAAGAAGCCACCACUGACGGAGAAGCUGCUGAGCAAGCCCCCGUUCCGCUACCUGCACGAUAUCAUCACGGAGGUAAUUAGAAUGACUGGUUUCAUGAAGGGACUCUACUCAGAUUCUGAGAUGAAAUCUGAUAAUGUUAAGGAUAAAGAUGCAAAAAUUAGCUUCCUUCAGAAAACCAUAGAUGUUGUGAUAAUGGUUUCAGGAGAACCAUUAUCUGUGAAACCAGCACGGAUUGUGGCAGGACAUGAACCAGAAAGAACGAAUGAGCUCCUCCAGGCAAUUGGAAAAUGCUGUCUCAAUAAGCUCUCAAGUGAGGAUGCUGUGAAAAGAGUUCUUGCUGGAGAGAAGGGAGACACAAAGGGAAAAUCUCUGCUAACUUCAAAAUCCCAAGACCUGGAUAAUAAGGAGUUUAAAGAAGAAGACUCCAGGACUCAUAAAGAGAAAGAAGAUAGAAGGAUCUCCGAAAUCAAAGACAGAAGCACAAGCCGAGAACGCAAAAUUAAAGAAGAAUCCAAAGAUGAAGAAAACAAACCAAGAGAUAAGGACAGAGAGCGAGAGAAGAGCAAGGAUGGUGACCGGGAGAGGCACAAAGAUCCUGACCGGGACAAAGGCAAAGACGUGGAGAGAGACAGAAAUAAAAACAGAGUCAAGCAGGAGCGAGAGAGGGAGAAGAGCAGAGACAAAGACAGAGGCAACAAAGACCGAGAGUUAGAGCGGGACAAGGAGAGGAAGAUUGAAGGAGGGAAGGAAAAGGAACGCUUGAAAGAGAGGGACCGAGAGAGAGAAAGAGAGAGGGAGCGAGAGAGAGCAAAGGACAAGGACCGGGAGAAACGCAAAGACAGGACGAAAGAUGGGGAGCACUCAAGAGAACAUGAGAAGGACAAGAUCAAGGAGCAAGAGAGACUAGAAAAAAAGUCCACAGGCACAGUGGAGAACUUAUCCAAAAAAUUCUCAGAGCCACCUGUGAAAGACACCAAACUUGAGAUGGACAAAGAGAGUGACAUCACCAAUCGAGUGUCUAGGUCGUUGACCUCAAAAGGAUCAAGAUGGCGAUCCAAAAACUCAGCCGAAGGAAGAAAGGAGGAUAAUAGUGUCCCACCUAAGACUAUUUCAGACCCAACAAUUGGGCUGAGUAAAGAACCGGAGCAGCAAACGGUGUCGCCCGAGAUAGGAAGAAAGGAAGCUAAUAAUAAUUCAGCUAGUGUUUCAGACGGAAGCCCAGCUGGUGUGUGGCAUGAAAACACUGAGCCAGAACCAGCAGCCAAGUUAAAAGGUGACUCCACUAGCGAUGCAGAAGGAGAAGUUGGAGCGGUUCCCCAGGAGAAGCCGGUGAUGCCAGAGAAUAUGGAAAUGCCCAGCGAACUUGCAGCUGGGAUCCCUCAGAGAAGAAUGCCUCGCCCUGGCAGUGCCCGGCCAGCCCCGCCUCGAAUCAAGCGACAGGACAGCGCCGAAGUCUUGGUUCCCGAGAGGACGGGAAGUGGUAAAAUGGUCUCCAACGUGAUUAUCGAUACCCAGAAUUCCGAUGAUGAAGAAGACAGCCAGUUUGUGGUGGAGGCAGCCCCCCAGCUCUCUGAGAUGCCAGAAAUGGAAACGGCACCAGCGGUCGAAUUAGAAGAAGACGAGAAGCAUGGUGGACUCGUAAAAAAGAUCUUAGAGACCAAGAAAGAUUAUGAGAAACUGCAACAGGUCCCAAAGCCUACGGAGAAGGAGAGACCCCUUCUGUUGGAAGCUGCCUGGAAGAAGGAGAAGGACAUCGUGUCCAAGGAGAUUGAGAAGCUGCGGACGUCCAUUCAGACGCUCUGUAGGAGCGCCCUCCCCCUGGGGAAGAUCAUGGACUACAUCCAGGAGGACAUGGACGCCAUGCAGAACGAGCUCCAGGUGUGGCACUCGGAGAACAAGCAGCAUGCCGAGGCCCUGCAGAAAGAGCAGAGCAUCACAGACUGUGCAGUGGAGCCUCUCAAGGCAGAGCUGGUCGAAUUGGAACAGUUGAUUAAGGACCAGCAAGACAAGAUCUGUGCGGUGAAGGCCAACAUCCUGAAAAAUGAGGAGAAGAUCCAGAAAAUGGUGUACAGCAUCAAUAUUAGCUCACGGAGAUGAAGGCCUGAAAGCGACUGGCAGCCCUGCCCAAUUUAACAUGAAAGGGAGGGACACGUGGAUGAGCGAAAGCUGGUCCUUUCACCUCUCACAGUUGGCAAAGAAAACCGUGCCAUCAGCCCACCGUGUGACCGAGCUUUCGAAAUGUCAAUUGUUGGCGGGUGGGAUGACCUGGGUGUUGGGGAGGGGGGAUUUUCUAGUGACACCCAGUUCCCUUUCAGGGCACCCUGCAAUCCCCCUCUGCUUGUGAACUUGCUUGGCUAGUCCCUCUGGGGAGUUCUGGAAAGUACAUAUUGUGGCUACCAAUGAUGUCAGUCCUCUCUUUUCACCAGUCCGAGACCAGGUCCCAACUUGAAAAAUUAUUUGUGGCCUAGAAGUCCUAGGGGAUUCUGUAGGUCACGCCCAGGGAAACUUUUCGCCAGGGUAAAUGAAUUUUUGAUAGUCAUUUUAUACAUAGAACAAAAGGCCUUUAAAACGCUGAAAAUGAAUUCCUGUUUGUGUUGAAUUUGUGUCUGCAUUUGGAAAGGGUUAAUAUAAGUGCACAUGUUCCUUUAAAUACUUGUCCGUCUUCCUGUUCUUACCUCAUUUUAGCGGCAGGUAUUCCUCUCUACCAAUUUGCAUGUCUUAAAAGUUAAAUGAUUUUUUAAACAAAUUUCAUUGUUUUUCCGGACAUGGUAUUCCUAGUACGAAAUCGUCCGGGUCUCCUCUUCUCUCCUCCACAUGUGCGUUGCCACUGGCAGGCUGGACAGAAACGGGUAAGCGAGAGACCUCGGGCUGGCCCAGCACCGGCGGGCGACAUUCUGGUGCCUUUGCCUUGAUUUGUGGGGGCACGUUUUGCAAAACGCUUUGUAGCAACCCCAAAGAGAAGACCAAAGUGGAUGCGUUUAUUCUGGCGUGCUGGCGUGUUAGCAUUUCCAGAAAACCUCUGUUUUUAAAGCCCGUCUUUUUGUAUUAUUUAUAUUGUUUUGCCUUUGCCUGUGACAUUGGAGAGACUUACAGAAGUCUUGAAUUGCCUGGAUAAAGGAUUUCAGUGUAUUUGCAGAUAAACUUCACUGGUUUUCAA
Monodelphis domestica (gray short-tailed opossum) is the source of this 3310-nucleotide messenger RNA. RefSeq names its product intraflagellar transport 54 (gene IFT54). Gene Ontology annotation, biological process: cilium assembly; regulation of microtubule cytoskeleton organization; intraciliary transport. Gene Ontology annotation, molecular function: microtubule binding. Lineage: Eukaryota; Metazoa; Chordata; Mammalia; Didelphimorphia; Didelphidae. The record is from RefSeq and is a predicted model, not a curated record. Gene Ontology annotation, cellular component: axoneme; ciliary basal body; intraciliary transport particle B.